Manis pentadactyla (Chinese pangolin) is the source of this 2901-nucleotide messenger RNA. RefSeq names its product DEAD-box helicase 24 (gene DDX24). The transcript is spliced from 10 exons. Bases 94 to 2667 code for a protein of 857 amino acids. Gene Ontology annotation, cellular component: nucleolus. Lineage: Eukaryota; Metazoa; Chordata; Mammalia; Pholidota; Manidae. Gene Ontology annotation, molecular function: RNA helicase activity; ATP binding; nucleic acid binding. The record is from RefSeq and is a predicted model, not a curated record.
GCAAGCCCCACCCCGGAACUGCGGUCGUCGCUGCAGCUGAGGGGUUUUGGCGGCUGUUGUUGAGGCCGUUGCUUGGUAUCUCCUCGCGCAACCAUGAAGUUGAAGGAGACAAAAUCAAGGCCAAAGCCCCCAAGCUAUGGCAAAUUUCAAACAAAGGGAAUCAAAGUUGUGGGAAAAUGGAAGGAGGUGAAAAUUGACCCAAAUGUGUUUGCAGAGGGACAGAUGGAUGAGUUGGUGUGCUUUGAGGAACUGACAGAUUACCGGCUGGUCUCCCCUGCCAAGAAUCCUUCCAGUCUCUUCUCAAAGGAGGAGCCCAAGAAAAGAAAGGCACAAGCUGUUUCAGGAGAGGAGGAAGGAGAGAGUAGCUCCUCAAAGAAGAAGAUGAAAUUGAAAAAGAGUAAAGAUGUGGAAACUGAAGGCACCAGUGCCCAGAGACAGUUUGAGCUCAAGGACGCUGAGCCAGAGUCCCAGGGAGAUGGCCCAGUUUGUCUCGAGCCAGAGGUAGGGGAGAUGGCAUCAGAAAGACCCACCCAGACUGUUCCAAAAAGGAAGAAAAAGAAAGGGAAAAAAAAAGGUGAGCCUUCCCAGGGUACUACUCCAAAGGUGCCCAAAAAAGCAAAGACGUGGAUUCCUGAAAUGCAUGACCAGAAAGCAGAUGUAUCAGCUUGGAAGGACAUGUUUGUACCCAAACCAGUUCUUCGAGCACUCAGCUUUCUAGGCUUCUCUGCACCGACGCCAAUCCAAGCUCUGACGUUGGCACCUGCUAUCCGUGACAAACUAGACAUCCUUGGAGCUGCUGAGACAGGAAGUGGGAAAACUCUUGCCUUUGCCAUUCCAAUGAUUCAUGCGGUGCUGCAGUGGCAGGCAAAGAAGAAGCCUACCCCAGCUCUCAGCAACACAGGAGCACCACCUGGCGAGACCAAAACUGAGCCUGGAGCUGAGACUGGAUCACCAAGCAAGGCUGGAAUGGAGCCUGGAAUUGAGGGUGAAGCACAGCCCGUUGAGGGUGAGGCAGAGACUGGAGCGCUAUCCAGCAAGGCCAGAGCCAAGACUGGAGCUGGUGAUUCAAACCAGGCGCUCCCCUUCUGUGAUGAUGUUGCUGGUGAAGGGCCUUCUUCACUGGUCAGGGAGAAGCCUCUCUCCCAGCAAGAUGAAGACAAAGAGGAAAAGCUUGUUGAAGAGCUCACUGGAAAGUUAAAGCAAGAGUUGGAUGGCAAAACUGCUAUCUGUAAAGCCCAUCCAAAGCGUCCUCUACUUGGACUGGUUCUGACUCCCACUAGAGAGCUCGCUGUGCAGGUCAAACAACACAUCGAUGCUGUGGCCAAGUUUACAGGAAUUAAAACUGCUAUUUUGGUUGGUGGAAUGUCCACACAGAAACAGCAGAGGAUGCUGAACCGCCAGCCUGAGAUUGUGAUUGCCACUCCAGGCCGGCUGUGGGAGCUAAUUAAAGAAAAGCACCCUCAUUUGAGCUACCUUCGACAGCUCAGGUGCUUGGUGGUCGAUGAGGCUGACCGGAUGGUUGAGAAAGGCCACUUUGCUGAACUGUCACAGCUGCUAGAGAUGCUCAGUGACUCCCAGUACAACCCAAAGAGACAGACACUUGUUUUUUCUGCCACGCUGACACUAGUACAUCAAGCACCUGCUCGAAUCCUUCACAAGAAGCACACUAAGAAAAUUGACAAAACUGCCAAACUUGACCUCCUCGUGCAGAAGAUUGGCAUGAGGGGCAAGCCCAAGGUCAUUGACCUCACAAGAAAUGAAGCCACAGUGGAGACGCUGACAGAGACCAAAAUCCAUUGUGAGACUGAUGAGAAAGACUUAUAUCUGUACUACUUCCUCAUGCAGUACCCAGGCCGCACCUUAGUGUUUGCCAACAGUAUCUCCUGCAUCAAACGCCUCUCUGGGCUCCUCAAAGUCCUGGAUAUCAUGCCACUGACUCUGCAUGCCUGCAUGCACCAGAAGCAGAGGCUCAGAAACCUGGAGCAGUUUGCCCGUCUGGAAGAUUGUGUUCUCCUGGCAACAGACGUGGCAGCUCGGGGCCUGGAUAUUCCCAAGGUCCAGCAUGUCAUCCAUUACCAGGUCCCUCGCACCUCAGAGAUUUAUGUCCACCGGAGUGGUCGGACUGCUCGUGCCACCAGUGAAGGCCUCAGCCUGAUGCUGAUUGGACCUGAGGAUGUAAUCAACUUUAAGAAGAUUUACAAAACCCUCAAGAAAGAUGAAGACAUCCCACUGUUCCCUGUGCAGACAAAGUACAUGGAUGCAGUUAAGGAGCGAAUCUGUUUAGCUCGACAGAUUGAGAAAGCCGAGUAUCGGAACUUCCAGGCUUGUCUGCACAACUCUUGGAUUGAGCAGGCAGCAGCUGCCCUUGAGAUUGAGCUGGAAGAAGAGAUGUAUAAGGGAGGAAAAGCUGACCAGCAAGAAGAACGUCGAAGACAAAAGCAGAUGAAGGUCCUGAAGAAGGAGCUGCGCCAUUUACUUUCCCAACCAUUGUUUAAAGAUGACCAGAAAACCAAGUAUCCAACUCAGUCUGGCAAGCUGCCUGUGCUCGUGGCUGCCCCAAGGAGUGGCGAGUCUGCCUUGAGCUGCCUCUCCAAACAGAAGAAGAAGAAGAAGAAGCCACAAGAGCAGCAGCAGGAACAGCCACAGCCAAGUGCAAGUGCACAGUAAUUGCCCUGCACGUCAGAGUCUGCUGGUGACUGCACAUUGUGGCUGUGUUUAUGUGGAAAAUCUCCCCUUGUCAUUUCCCUCCACUGUUAACCUGCCUAGAAAAAGACCUCAUGCAAAUGUGUGUUUUGGGGAGUAAGAGUUCAGUGCAGCAGCUUAUGUAUUUCUCUUAUUUCAGUGUUCACAGGUUUCUUGUAUGUUCAACUUUAUUUCCUCAAUUAAAAACAAUAGUCAGAA